Lactuca virosa is the source of this 879-nucleotide messenger RNA. NCBI's taxonomy places the organism in Eukaryota, Viridiplantae, Streptophyta, Magnoliopsida, Asterales, Asteraceae. The record is from the annotation of a GenBank genome assembly.
AUGGUGCUCGGUGGUGGGUUUGAUGAUGAUGAUGAUGCUCAUGGAGGUUCAAUAACCAUCAGUGGUGGGAAAGAACCACCCACCGUCAGCCACCAAUGUCUGUUAUCGUCCCCACCUUAUCUCAGGUUCAACUCCAUUGUUGUUCCUUUUGCAGAGCCAAUGAGUUCCCCACUCACAUCGGUUCAAUCUCCGCAUAUGAGGAUUUGGGUUUGGAAAAAUUACAUAUGGUUAGGGAUGAGAUGGAGAAUACGGGAGAGGCUAAAUAGGGAGGAAAUGGAUGAGAGUGGAUCUGUUAGCAUUGAGCGGGGUAGAGUCAGCAAAUCAUUUACCUUGGCUGGUAGCAGCCAAUGCUGGUGGUGGUGGGAGCAAAUUGCAGCUUUCGGUUGUAAUGGAGAGGUGGAUUCAAUGUUUCAAGAGAAGCGGGAUAUACAGACGCAAAAAAUCAAAUCGAGUUCUUCACUUCAGGUCCGUCGCUGCGGCCUGCGUGCCCUAGGCUCCGUCCUGCUUUCUCGUCCAGAAGCACCGGCGACCACUAGCAUCCGACGUCUCAGCCCUUCCUUCUGUAACUAUCGACUCUCAUACAAUGGACAAGUUCGAAAUCAGCCUCCGUCCUGCUUCCACCCUCGUUCAGUCGUUCAUCACGUACAGAAGCACCGGCUACCACUAGGUCGCGAAUCAAAUACAUUUGGUCUGUUUCAGACCUUCAUCAUCCACAUCAUGGUUCGAAAGAAAAAGAAGAAUGGAUCUGAUAAAAAAAGUCAACAACGUAUAAUGCGGAAACCUCGAAUGGAGCUCAACCGAAAGGAAAAACCCUUAAAGGUCAAGAUCCCAUACAUACUUACCAUGAGGAAGAUAAAAAAAUAUGGGAAAAAAAAUUAA